This is a messenger RNA of Poecilia latipinna (sailfin molly), 1970 nucleotides long. Its product is annotated as promethin. The transcript is spliced from 5 exons. The record is from RefSeq and is a predicted model, not a curated record. Bases 201 to 614 code for a protein of 137 amino acids. Lineage: Eukaryota; Metazoa; Chordata; Actinopteri; Cyprinodontiformes; Poeciliidae.
AGCAGCCGCAGCAUGAAGAAUCCGGAGGAGGAACAUGGGGGAGGAAACAAAGAGGAGUGCUUAUUUAAAGGGUGUGUUCCUCACCAUGGUUUGUAAGAGCUGUGGGAAGCUUCAGGAUUUGGUGUUUUAUGCUGAGAGCAGCGAGGUGCUGAAGGUCAAAGCAGGGUCACUGUGAGCGUUUUUCUCACAGGUGUGUUGAGAUGCAGCGUCACAGCAGCAACAGCAGCUUGACUCAGCAGCUGGGAGAAAGAUGGCUGACCUUGAUGAACCGCCUUCAAGAGGAUCCCAAGAUGGCACAGGUGAUGAGUACAAAGGCCGGGCAGUACCUCCGCCGUCGGCCUUUCUUAGCUCUCGCUCUGCUGCUGUUCAGCGCCAUGGCUGCUCUACCUGUUGGGCUCUUCCUCUUGUUUGCCCUCAUUACGAUAGUUAUGUCGGUUGUGGGGUUUGUUUUCUUUGAGGUGUUUCUGCUGUUUGUUGGAGGAAUGACUCUGCUGUCUGUGCUCUCCGGCAUCGCCCUCUUCUCCCUGGUGGUCUCGAUCAUCGUUACCGGUGUGUUCGUCACCAUUCCCAACUUGCUGAGGAAUUUCUACCCUCAUGUGACAAAGAAGAAGUAGAGUGAAGAAGAGACUCCAGGACUGAAGCAGCAGUAGGGAAAUGUCCCCGUCUUCUCUCUGCCUGGCGUUUUGGCGCCGCUCAACAGAAGAUGCUCAGGAUCUGAGCUGCUAAGCUUAAAACCUCUGCCAAGGUCUCUUCUUUAUGAACACCAAGUGUCCUUGCUGCAUCAGUGAAAGGAGUGUGAAGUUUUAUUUGUUUACAGUGCAAUAUAUGUAUGAGUGUCUAUACUGCUCACUUCUCCCAUUCGGGUUUAAGAGCUGAUCUCUGUUGAACAGGUCAAACCUUCAUCCUGUUUCAGGACAGUGAUGCAACUAUAGCAGCACAUUUCCUCCAAAUGUGUUCUAGGUCCAUUUUUAGUUACAAAAAGUAUAUUAUAUUUAUAUAGUUUGUUAAAUAAUAAUAUUACACAGUAAAAAGCAUAUCAGACCACUAGUCUCCUUCAUGGUCAUUUUAAUCAUUUCUAGGAAUCUAAUAUUCCUUUUUCUUACAAGAAAUCCCAGGGGCAAAUGUUGUGGUAUUAAUAGCCGAGACCGUACUUAAACUAACCGGAGCAUUAAGCAUUUAGUCAUCCUCAUGUGAGCUGAUGUUUGAUGCAGGAGGAGGAGAGAUUGUAACCCAGACUUUAUGUUUUAUGUGCCGUCUCCUGCCAAAAUUUCUACGUUUAUGUUAAGAAUUGCUUCGAGGUUUUGUUUGUUUGCAUCAUAUUUAUCAUCCAAGUUAUUAAUUUUGUUCUCAAUGCAUUAACGCUAUAAUAAAGUAAAAGUAUUUUUAUCUUGCAUUCUUUCAAUCGUAAUUCUAUAGGUUUUUAAAUGAAAUGCACACAUGGAAAAACUAUUUUCUGACAAUAAGAGCUCAGUUUUAGAAAAAAAUUGUUUAUUCUAGUGCUUCAGGGAACCAAUGCAAAACACUUGAUGCUGACGAUUAAAGAGAGUUUUUUUCUUAUUGUAUAAUUUGUACUUGAAGUGUGACUAAAGUGUCAAAACAUUAAGACUGCCUGCCAUGUAUGUGGCGCGUUUGCUUUCAGCAUUAUGUGGGAUAAAAGCCAAGAUUUUCUGGCAGAAAGUUGCUUUAUCAUACGAUCAAUUAUCAUGAACAGAUGGAAAAAAAAAUGAUUCACCGAUUUCAAUCUCUAUUAACACGUUCACUGAAUUCUGUGCUCCUCAUUUAAUUAUCAUGAACUUCAGACUAAGCUGCUUUUUCUAAAGGUUUGUUCAAAAACACUGCUUGUUGUGCUUUGAAGUACAGUUUUGUAAAAUCUGUUUUAAGACAUUUUGUGUAUAAUUAACAUAUUUUGCUUUCUUUCUUCAUUUGCGUUUUCCACAUAUUGGGAAGAAAUAAAUGGAUUUUGUUUAAAA